This is a messenger RNA of Mya arenaria, 1835 nucleotides long. RefSeq names its product methionine aminopeptidase 2-like. The transcript has 10 exons. The record is from RefSeq and is a predicted model, not a curated record. Bases 47 to 1462 code for a protein of 471 amino acids. Gene Ontology annotation, molecular function: metalloaminopeptidase activity. NCBI's taxonomy places the organism in Eukaryota, Metazoa, Mollusca, Bivalvia, Myida, Myidae. Gene Ontology annotation, biological process: proteolysis.
ACAUUGACUGUUAAAACUGUUGACUGCUACCACAACACCGUUCAUCAUGGAAAAGACCAGCGAACAAGAAAAAGACGAUGAAGUUGAAGUUGUCGAGUUAAAGGAACCAGCCGACGAAGCAAACGUGAACGAGGGGGAAACAAAAAAGAAGAAGAAAAAGAAGCGAAAGAAAAAUAAAGGUGGUGACACAGAGAAUCCAGAUGCAGUGGAAGAUGGAGGAGUGAGUGCCGUGACAGACAAGUUACAGGAACAACAAUUAGAUGGUGCAGCUGAGGGAGUUAAUGCUGAAGCAGAUGGUGAGGAUGGUGAGAAGAAGAAAAAAAAGAAGAAAAAAAAGAAAGGGGGUGGACUUAAGCAGCAGACUGACCCUCCCUCCAUCGCUGUGGCUGAAUUGUUCCCAGACGGUAACUUUCCAGAGGGAGAGGUGCUCGACCAUCCUAUUGCAGCUAAUGAUCAGACAGCCAAGAAUAGGUUCAAUAGUGAUGAGAAGAAGGCCUUGGAUCGUUCCAACAUCGGCCUCUAUAAUGAAAUACGCAGAGCUGCAGAAGCACACAGACAGACAAGACGGUAUAUGAGAGAUUACAUAAAGCCAGGUAUGACAAUGAUCGAAAUCUGUGAGACCCUUGAAGGCAUUUCCCGCAAGACAAUUGGUGAGAAAGGACUGGAGGCGGGGCUAGCAUUCCCAACGGGUUGCUCCCUGAACCACUGUGCUGCCCACUACACACCCAAUGCUGGCGACCCCACCGUACUGCAAUAUGAUGAUGUGUGCAAAAUCGACUUUGGAACUCAUGUAAAUGGUCACAUCGUAGAUUGUGCAUUCACUCUCACGUUCAAUCCUAAGUAUGACAAACUACUAGAGGCGGUCAAAGCUGCAACCAACACAGGAAUCAGGGAAGCUGGCAUAGAUGCUAGGCUGGGUGAGAUUGGCACAGCCAUCCAAGAGACAAUGGAAUCUUAUGAAGUUGAGCUGGAUGGGAAGACUUACCAGGUGAAGUCCAUACGCAACCUCAAUGGCCACUCACUUGGGCCAUAUGAGAUUCAUGCCGGCAAGACUGUCCCCAUUGUGAAGGGUGGUGAGCAAACAAAGAUGGAGGAGGGCGAGUUCUACGCUAUAGAGACAUUUGGUAGCACGGGUAGGGGGGUGGUUCAUGAUGACAUGGAGACAUCUCACUACAUGAAGAACUUUGAUGUUGGUCAUGUACCUCUCAGACUACAAAGAGCGAAGCAGCUUCUUAAUGUCAUCAACCAGAACUUCGGUACUCUAGCCUUUUGUCGUCGCUGGUUGGACAGAAUCGGGGAAAGCAAGUACCUUAUGGGGCUGAAAAACCUGUGUGACGUUGGAAUUAUCGACCCAUACCCACCCCUAUGUGAUAUCAAGGGAUGCUACACAGCGCAGUACGAGCACACGAUUUUGCUCAGGCCCACGUGUAAAGAGGUUUUGAGUCGUGGGGAUGAUUAUUAAGGUGUCUGAAGACAUUUGUUAUAAGAAGUGAUGCGUAGGAGGCUGUUUGAUAUUAGCAUAUUGGAGGCAAAGUAAAUCUGCAAUCUUUGAUGUAUAUUUGGAUAUUGUGAACAGAUAUAAAUGUACAAUGUAUACUGGACUGGUGUCACAUCCUGUACUUGUUACAAAAUGUGCAACGAUGAUAAUUAAAGACUUCAAUGAGUUUUCCUUUCAUGAGUAUGUUUUGAGCCUAUCUAUCCUGUUUUGGAACUCUUUAUUUUAUAAUUUAGAAUUGUUUCUCCUUGUUGUUUUGAAAUGUUAAGAUUAUAAUUUUAUACUCAUUUACAACUGAACCUGUGUAACAAAAUCAGUGAAAUAAAUAAUUCAUACCUCA